This is a messenger RNA of Peniophora sp. CBMAI 1063, 2733 nucleotides long. The record is from the annotation of a GenBank genome assembly. Lineage: Eukaryota; Fungi; Basidiomycota; Agaricomycetes; Russulales; Peniophoraceae.
AUGGGCUUCUGCAGGCGAUGUGGGGACAUCGUAAGCGGCCCGCGAUGCAAGUGCGGUGGCCUCCCGGUUGCUGCGGUACUGCAAUGGAAUCAGGGUGACACGAAGAAACCAUCGACGGACAGGUGGUCGCAAACAUACGUCUCUCGCGGCAACUCGACCAAAAUCAAGCCUGUGAAGGAUCAAGUCAAGGAAGACAUACCAUCUAGCCGUGCUGGCAUCCUGCCUCAAACUACUGGCAGCUCUCAGCAGGGACGCCGCUUCCCUCGCCCUCUGUCAACCAGUGUCUCCGAUCACAUCACUAACACAACCUCUCCCACGAAAAUACGACCUUCCUCUCCACUCAAGUCAUCGUACUCUUACGACGCAUUUGACGAAGAAGCCGCAGCAGCAAACGCUAUCGUGCAGGCUCCGCCUGGCGAAGGCUCGCGACUGGCGAAAGUUCAUGGGAGUGUUCUGCAGUCCAAAGAAUCGCUCGACUCUUUCCAAUGCCAUGCCUGUUUCGUGCCCUUCCCCCCGGAUGCAACCCUCUAUCCGGACCCCCUGAAUGCUCUGGGAUCACGCUUUUACUGUCGUUCAUGCUUCAUUCAGAAUGGGGGAUCGAAGGGGGAUUGCCAGGACUGUCACCGUCCCGUCCUGAUCCUGAAGAGCGAUGGGGGUUUCGUAGAGAAUAAUAGCAGGGUUUGGCACAAACGGUGCUUCUCCUGUUCCGGCUGCGGCAAGAGCAUCGGUGAUCAGCCAAUGGUAGACCUCUUGGGCAAGCCAACCUGCCCUGCGUGCUUCGAGACCUGCCUUAUCCGAGGCGAGGACAGUCCGAAGACCCCGCGGCGCUAUUCGGUGUCUUCCCCGGCUCGUAGCGAUGGCGGUACUCUAGGCGGUGUGCGUGGCGGGGAUCAUCACCAGAGCGGUCGCACGACUCGUGAGGGCAGUCCUGCUCUGGAAGAGCUCGAGCAGCGCCUCGGCAUCCGUAGUAGGGAGACCACGCCUGCGCGCGAGGCGCCACCCGCCAAGUUUGUAGUCUCGCCGCAGCCGCGCAUCCCUUUCACGUCGCCGAAGAUCGCCGGUUCACCACAACCAACGCCAGAGCCCUCGGCUCGUGCGACCCGUGCUUCGGACGUCUUUACGGGAUCGCCUCGGGUGGCAGACGUCUUCAGUAGCAGUCCCGCGAGGCAUAGUAUAGGUGGGGACAUAAGCCCUGUCACAAAGAGCCGGGACAGUAGUCCUGCGCAUCGUACACGUACACCUCGGACGAGCUUUUCCAGUCCCAGUCCUGGACCUAGCCCCAAACCCACACAAGCUGCGAUCGAGGAGAUGAAGCAGCGCUUUCUACGUCAAUCGCCGGGCCCGUCUCCUGCUCCUGAAUCGCCCUCGACGACGUUUGAACGCACCACCCCGACUGCACGCCGCUCAGAUAUGACUUCAGAGAGCGUAUCUACUCGUCGCCUAUCGCGUCGUUCCUUCGAUCACCCCUCGUCUCCCACAAGGGCAGGGCGGUCGUCGGACGCGAUGCUUUGGAAAAAGGCAUCAUCAACGUCCAUGCGCUCCGACAUUGAGUCGACACUCUCUAUGUCUGCCAUUCCUACAGGCCCACCAUCCGUGCCCUCUACUCCAGACCUGAUGUCAGAUUCCUCCGAGUCUAUGACCGAGUCUUCUGGGCUUGCUUCUCCCGCUCGCUUCUUUAAUCCUUCCCCCGACCCAUCUACUCCCGCCGCCUACCGUGACCCUAAAGCUACUAUACACGCCCUCUCCCGCGAAUCGACCGCACCGCAGAAGACGAUUACUACUCCUGGACCCGCUCAAGAUUCGGUAUGCGGUCAAUGCGCUUUGCCGCUCUUCAACGUCGAUAGCGGCGGGCGGUACAUUACAGUCCCAGAUCCUGUCAGUGGAGGACCAUCACGCAUGUACCACGCCGACUGUUUCCGCUGCCGCAUUUGUGACGGCGUCUUCGACGAGAAAGAGGGCGGACAGGCCGUGUUCGUACGCGGUCUCUCUGGCGCGUGCCAUCUGGAUUGCGCACCCUCGGAGAAGAUCACUGUACGCACGGUCAGCAAUUCAACCUACACACCUACAAUCAAGACCCCUCUCUCUACUCCGACUCCCUCUAGAACCACCCCAUUGACGAUGUCGUCGUCUACGGCGAACUCGUACUCAUCCAGCCGAUACAGUGCACCCCUCCGUUCAGCUCCAGCCUCGAAGACAUCGUUCCAUUCACGUUUCGGCUCUGCUUCCUUCUGCCCUGGUUGCCAGAUGAAUGUAUCCCCCAUGGAGCCUGGCGUCGUUCCUGGUCCUCAGGGUACGCGCUGGCACAAGGCGUGUUUGAUCUGUGGUGGUCGCGAAGCCCGCGGUCGGAACGGACGUCGUAAGGAUGGUAAACCGGGCUGUGGCAAGCAACUUGAUAGCUCGGCGAAGAGUGAUGCCGAGGAGAGGAUAUGGUGCCGCGAAUGUCUGCUACUCAUCCCGGCUGCUAUGCGUGCCCCUCAAACCGUGAAGAGCCAAUCAACCGGCAAUGGCAGUGUCUUCCCCAAGAUCGCUCCUCAGACAACUGGGACGACCAUUGCACGUCAGUUCACAGGCAUGUCGUCAGGGGGGUCUCCACCGACAGCACACCGGGGGCAGCACCACGCCUGGAUACACCCGUCCAAGGCCCAAGUCAGUUAUCGGGAUGCGCGACGAGGGGCGUGGCAUGUUCCUGGUACGCCAAAUGACUGGCGGGGCGACAUGAUACGUGCCCUUUGA